AUGCCUCCGUUUGCCUGGAACCGCAGCACAAAAUACUGGUACGAAUCCCCCAUCUCUCGCGCUUACCGACUGCGAGACAUGCCGAGACACGAUCUCGUCGGAACCAGAUGCGAAUAUUCCAGUGAGCAGCAGCCUAGUUGGCGAAAUUAUCUUCGGAUUUCCGAAAUCCCAUGGUUGGAGCACCAUCAGGUCCAGUCAUCAAUCCUGUACCCGUUUGCGGGUAUGAUCGUUAUGGCAGUUGAGGCCUCGCGCCAAGUGGCUGAUAAGACGAAGGAGAUUGAAGGCUUCCAAUUGCGAGACAUAUCGGCCGGUGCGGCCAUGAUCAUUCCAGCUGACGAGGCCGUCGAGUCGAAGAUUCAACUUCACCCAUGGCGUGCCGGCUCAAGACUUCCUGACUGGACAUGGAACGAGUUCACCAUUUCUUGCCGAGAUCGUCAAGGUGCUUGGACACAGCAUUGUUCAGGCUUGAUCCAAGUCAAGUAUAAGACAACGCUAAACCCUAUUUUCACAGAUGAAGACGCCGCCAGAGCCAGCAAGUUCCGUGAGGAAUAUCAGCGAAUCACAGAUGCUGGACUGGACAUUGAGGAUCCAGCUGAUGUGUACGCUUCGCUCGCUGAGCUCGGCUUGCAAUGGGGCCCAUCGUUCAAGUCACUGGUCCACAUCGGUUCAGGACAUUACCAGGCACAAUGCGCUAUCGAAGUCCCAGACACAAAGUUCUUUAUGCCUGAGAACUUUGAGCAUAACCACAUCAUUCACCCUGCAACGCUCGAUGGUAUCGUGCAAAUGAUUGUGCCCGCUUGCUCACCUCGGGGAGCACUUGUUGACAGAGCCAAGAUCCCUCGCUUCGUUGAGAGCGUCUACAUCUCAAGCAAAGUGGCAAGCAAGAAGCCUGGCGAUAAGCUUUACGGCUACUCCCGCUCUACGGCACACGGUUUCCAGGAGUCCGUUGGAACCAUUGUCGCUUCCGAUGGAAACUGGGAAGAGCCUCUCGUUAUCUUCGAAGGGUGCAGAGUCAUCACUCUCGAGACUAUGACAGAGGGCAUUGCGUCGGCUUCUGCUUCAACAAAGUCGAUCAAGAAGCUGGGAGCUUGUACUCACUGGGGCCCAGAUAUUGAGGAGCUCACCGCCGAUGGUCUCAAGGCAUUCUUAUCACCCUUUGCACAAAUAUAUCCUGAUCCAGAAUACGAAACAAUCUACGACCUCGAGUUGGGUUGUCUCAUUAUCUGCAAGAGGGUCCUUCGGAAGUUUACCGCAGAGGAUUCGAAGACGUUCGCACCGCAUCAUCGUCUGUUCUACGAAUACAUGCAGCACCAAUAUGACCUUGCUGUCGAGGGCAAGCUCAACUGCCAGAACUCCCCCACCAAGAAUAUCGACUGGCUCAACACAACCGAUGAAUUUGAUUCGGCCUUGCUCGAGAAGGUUUCCAAUGAGUCUGUCGACGGAAAGAUGCUGGUCCGCGUCGCCCAUGCGAUGAAUGAGAUCCUUGGUGGCAAACUUGAACCUCUCCAGGUUCUCCGCGAAGACGAUUUGCUUACUUCAUAUUACCGGAACAUCAUUGGUAUUGAAAAGGUUAACCCAGUCCUUGAAGAAAACGUGAGACAAAUCUCUCAUAAGAGGCCACUCCGAGUCUUAGAGGUUGGCGCAGGUACCGGAGCAACCACAAAGCUAGUUCUGACGACACUUGGAAAACGCGACGAUGCCGCUGCCAGGCUGAAGUUGUACACAUUUACCGAUAUUAGCAGCGGAUACUUUGAGCCUGCUGCCAAAGACUUCAAUGAAUAUGCAGAAUUCUUGGAAUACAAGAUCCUCAACAUCGGGAAGGAUCCCGCUGAACAAGGAUUCCCAGUCGGCCAGUAUGACAUUGUCAUUGCAAACAACGUCAUCCAUGCUUGUUCGUCGAUCGACAGGUGUUUGGCGCACUGUCGUAGCAUGCUCAGGCCCGGCGGAGUUUUGCUAUUGGGAGAGCUCACUACAACGAUGGCUCGUGUUCCGAUGAUUUUUGGAACACUUCCCGGAUGGUGGCUUGGUGAGAACGAUAACCGAAAAUGGGGACCACGGCUUUCGGAGAGCGAAUGGGACAUUCACCUCCGUCAGCAAGGAUUCGAUGGACUCCAUGUGUCCUUCCGAGACGAUAGUAGAGAGGACGUUUACCAGUCGUCUCUCAUUUUCUCCGUGGCCGUGGAGACCUCAUCUCCUCCAUUACCCAAGAACGCCGUCGUCGUCAAGCCACCCGUCGCAGACCCUGUCGUCGAUUCGAUGGCAUCGAAGUUGUCGAAGUUCUUGAACAAAGAGGGCGUACAAGUCGAAGUGAUUUCGCUGCAAGAUGCUAAGGCUACUAAUUUCAGUGGUAAGGCAUGCAUUGUCGCAAUAGAGUCGAACAAACCUCUACUUCAUGAAAUCAAGAGUGAGGACUGGGACUCUGCCAAGAAGGCAGUUCUUGGAUCAAGAAGCACGCUGUGGCUUACUAACGGCGGUACCAUGGAAUGCGCGACUCCCGAGUCCAGUCUUAUCGUUGGACUUUCCAGAACCAUUCGAGGAGAAAAUCCUGGCCUUCAAUUUACAACAUUGGAUCUUGAUCCCGAGGAAUCAAUCGAUUCAGACUCCACUUGCGCAACUAUUAGCCAGAUCUUCAAGUCCAAGGCUGAUCCAUCAAACGCCGAGUGGGAGUAUGCUCUACGCAGUGGGCUACUCAAUGUGCCCCGCCUUUACCCCGAUCAAGAGGUGAGUAGCCUCUUCGAAACUGGCACAAAGGAUCCCCCCGCAGUGAAGCUGCCUUUCAACCAGCCAGGCCGCGCUCUUGCGCUCGAGAUCAAGGUACCUGGAAUACUAGAUACGUUCCAGUUUACGGACUGUGACGAAUAUCCGCUGCCGCUUGGCGAUCUAGAGGUCGAAAUUAAAGUCAAGGCUGUGGGUAUGAACUUUCACGACGUCAUGAUUGCCAUGGGUCAAAUUCAGGAUACCAAUCUGGGUGUCGAGUGUAGCGGUGUUGUCACUCGCGUUGGGAAAUCCGUCACCAAAUGGAAGGAGGGCGACAGGGUCAUGACGUUCCGUCUGGGAACAUACCGUACGUAUAUCCGUAACCCGGAGGAGAUGCUCCAGAGAAUUCCCGACGGAGCCAUUAUUAUCUCUCAGUACAUUGGUGCCGAGAUUUUUGUCACUGUCUCAACUGAGUUUAAGAAGCGUUUCUUGAUGGAGACGUAUGGCAUUCGUGAGGAUCACAUCUUCAACAGCAGAGACCAUAGCUUUGCUGCUGGUAUUAAGCGUAUGACCAACGGUAAGGGUGUUGACGUCGUCUUAAACUCUCUUGCUGGGGAGGGACUUCGCCAGAGUUGGCUAUGUGUGGCGCCCUUUGGCAGAUUUAUUGAGCUAGGCAAGCGAGAUAUUACUGGUAACACGGGGUUGGACAUGACGCCUUUCCUGCACAACAUCAGUUUCUCCGGUGUGAACAUGCUAUCUGUGUACAGAGAGAACGUUCCGCUGCUCAGCAGAAUCUUGGAAGACGUGAUGAAGUAUUGGGCUAUGGGUGUCAUAAAGCUCGUCACACCCCUUAAAGUGAUGAACUUCUCGCAGAUCGAAGAGGCCUUCCGUAUUAUGCAAACCGGAAAGCAUAUCGGAAAGAUGGUGUUAGCCGCUAAUGACGACGACAUCGUUCCAAUCGUCCCCCCUAAAAAGAAGAAGUUCACUCUGUCUUCGAAUGCAACCUACAUCAUCCCUGGUGGUCUUGGUGGUCUCGCGCGGUCACUUGCGAUGUGGAUGGCCUCAAAGGGUGCCCGCUACCACGCCUUUACCUCUCGUUCAGGCGCAAGCAAACCAGAGGCAAAGGCACUUCUUGGCGAACUGGCGAAUAUUAACGUUCAGAGCAAGGCUUUCGCAAGCGAUAUCAGCAAUGCAGUUGAGUUUAGCCGAGUGCUUCAAGAGAUCAAGUCCGCCAACUUCCCAUCGAUUCGCGGAGUCAUUACAUUUGCUAUGCAGUUGCGGGAUGUCUUCUUUGAAAACAUGACUGUUGAAGAUUUUCAUGCCGCAGUCCGACCCAAGGUUCAGGUUACGAGAAACUUACACGAGCAGUUGCCCAAAGACCUUGACUUCUUCAUUUGUAUGUCAUCUGUCGGAGGUAUCGUGGGAUCUAGAGGACAAGGCAACUACAAUGCUGGGAACACAUAUCAAGAUGCCAUCGCUCGCCAUCGUUGUACCCUUGGUCUUAAAGGAACAAGUAUUGAUCUUGGUCUCGUACUGGGCGUCGGUUGGGCUGCCGUUCACGGUGAAGCACUGGGUUAUCUCAAUUCCGGUGCAAUGGCAGGUCUGAAGGAAGCUGAGGCGUUGGAUGCUAUAGAGGCAGGCAUGGCUGGUCUGCUUCCGGCAGCUGAAAACACAGUCGGUCUGACUACAGGAGGCAUGCUUAAGCAGGGUGGCUAUGAGGAACUGUAUUGGCACAGCGAGCGCCGCUUUGGCCUAGUCAGCGUCUACGACACGCAAGAUAACGGCACUGCUAGUUCCGUUGCUGUUUGUGUGGCAUUAAUGCGGAAGUUGGCAAAGGCCAUGAUGAUGGACGAAGCAGAUCUCGAUUCUGGUUGCCCUGCAAACGCUUAUGGCGUGGACAGUCUUGUGGCUAUAGAGAUCCGAGCUUGGGUGUUCAAGACAGUCAAGAGCGAUAUCUCUGUGUUUGACAUUUUGAGCAAUGCUCCGCUUGCUACGCUUGCCGGACUUAUUGCUGCUAAGUCUUCAUAUGUGUCCGCUACCAUUCGCGGUGAAGGGGCCUCCUUGGAGAAGUAA
Molecule: messenger RNA, 4770 nt
Organism: Trichoderma virens Gv29-8
Lineage: Eukaryota; Fungi; Ascomycota; Sordariomycetes; Hypocreales; Hypocreaceae
Product: putative polyketide synthase
Exons: 9
Coding region: 1-4770 (1589 amino acids)
Biological process (GO): fatty acid biosynthetic process; secondary metabolite biosynthetic process
Molecular function (GO): phosphopantetheine binding; fatty acid synthase activity; oxidoreductase activity
Source: RefSeq, a predicted model, not a curated record